AUGUUCGAUAUUAAGGCUUGGGCCGAGUACAUCGUGGAGUGGGCUGCCAAGGACCCCUACGGCUUUCUCACAACCGUGAUCUUGGCUCUGACACCGCUGUUUGUCAUUAGUGCGGCGCUGUCAUGGAAGCUUGCAAAAAUGAUUGAGGCCCGGGAACGAGAGCUGAAGAAGAAACAGAAACGCCAGGAGAACAUUGCAAAGGCCAAACGAACAAAGAAGGAUUAAAUGAGCAAAAAUGGCCUUCCUUGUGUAAAGAAUUCACUUUUAAAAUGAAAUACUUGUACAUUUUGUGUUGCAACUGUCCUUUGAUAGUUGAUCCUUAUAUUUCUUGAAGUAUGAAGUUUAAUACUUCAGUGUAAUUUUUUCCUGCUGAUUUGUGUUAAAAUUUACCCAAGUGACACUUGUUAGAGUAAUUAAAUUUACUAUUUGUAUUCUAGUGCAGGUUGGUUUUCUAAAUUUGCAUGUUAAAUUAAAAAAUUAACCUCUUGGAUGGCUUUGGAGGUAGAUUAUUUUUUUCUAUUAGCUGAGCUAUAAUUUAACAAGUGUCUUAAAAUUAUCAAGUUUAGGGGAAAAUGAAUAAUAAACUGGAUUACAGAAAUGCAGUUUUUGGCAUACCUUGAGCAGGGCUGUAGAGACAAGCUAGCUGUAGCAUUUGAUAGCAGACAUGACUGAUUUCAUUUAAGGUCACUGCAUAUGGCUGUGUGUGCCCAUAGUGGCUGCUGCAGUGUCUCUGAUGGUGCUGCUUGUCUGCAGAAAUAACCUACAUUAGCUUUUCCUUUUUCCUGAACUACAAGCCAUCAACAGACUUUAACUUCAGCCCAAGUUCUAGGAGACCGAUUGCUUGUUCUUAUUAGCUUCAUUUCUUUUAAGGCACUCAUGUGCUAUAAAAUACAGUACUGUUGUUUGAUCUUCCCUAACAAUCACCUGAAUGCUCCACCUGUAACUGGUUUGUUUUUGCCUUCAUAAAUUCUUAAUGCUUCAAAGAAUAGCCAUAAGUUGGGUGACACCAAAGACCCAGUGGCCUAGUGUUCUGCUAUAGCAGAUGGCUGUGCAAGGGUGUUGCACAAGCUGGUGACAGUAGUUCUGGUGACAGUCACCACCUGGCUACCUUUGAUCUAAGACUUGAGUUUAGGUAAGAUUUUUUUCUCAUGGCCCUUGAAACUCUGCUGCCUUAUAGGUUGCAAGAUGCUGACAGAGUCAAAAAAGUCAGGUUUGUGUUGUAAAUACAUCAAAAUUAUUUAACCUUAUUUCCAAUUAAUCUCUUCUUAAUAGACUUAAUUUUUCAAAGCCUAAUUUUUUAAUAAUAGUCUGUGGUGACCUCUAUGUAGUCUAGUUCAAAAACGCUUGUAGCAGUCAUUAAUAUUCUACAUUUUGCAUCAGCACGGAGUUGUGCAUUCUAGCAGCUACUCUUUGAUCAGGUUUAAAAAUAAAACCUUAAAAUAAUACCAUUGUUCAAAUGAAGAGACCUAUAGAGCUGGCUGACACCAAGGGGGAUCAGAAGUGGGGAGUCUAACUGAAAUUACUUUUAAGUAAAUUUGAAGUUGAUCCCCUUUCAAUUUUGUUGGUGAAAGCAAGCAUUAUUAGAAUAUGACAUUUGGGCAUUUUAUAAAUAUGUGAGAUUAAGUCUCCGUGUUUUGUAUGAAGUGUUGUCAAAUAUGUAUGUGUUCUACCUUUGAUACCUACAUAGCUGGAAACACAGGGAGAAAAACUGAUGAGGGAUACACUCCGUAAAUAAAUUUGAUACUUUUUGAAAAAAAA
Haemorhous mexicanus (house finch) is the source of this 1758-nucleotide messenger RNA. RefSeq names its product small integral membrane protein 15 (gene SMIM15). The transcript has a single exon. Bases 1 to 225 code for a protein of 74 amino acids. The record is from RefSeq and is a predicted model, not a curated record. Lineage: Eukaryota; Metazoa; Chordata; Aves; Passeriformes; Fringillidae.